Molecule: messenger RNA, 2178 nt
Organism: Pteropus alecto (black flying fox)
Lineage: Eukaryota; Metazoa; Chordata; Mammalia; Chiroptera; Pteropodidae
Gene: LPAR6
Product: lysophosphatidic acid receptor 6
Exons: 1
Coding region: 862-1896 (344 amino acids)
Biological process (GO): positive regulation of Rho protein signal transduction; phospholipase C-activating G protein-coupled receptor signaling pathway
Cellular component (GO): membrane
Molecular function (GO): lysophosphatidic acid receptor activity
Source: RefSeq, a predicted model, not a curated record
UAAAAAAAGAGUUACUGGCCAGAAGUCUCGGUUAAACAGAGGCCAUUUGCAAGCCUCCUAGGUAUAUUCUCAGCAGACACAUUAUCAGAUUAAAGAACUGCAAACAAACUGGGCUGAAACCUUUCUUUGUCCAAGCCCAGCCUCUUCUUCCUGUGAUGUCAUAUUACAAAUCUAGCAAGGCUUUAUUUUUCACUUCAGAGAAAGUCCAUAGCACAAUACAGCUUGAAACGGAGGAAAAGGCCUCUUUCUCGGCAAGAGCUAACACGCUAAGGAAUUUAUUUCGGAACAUUUAAAGGAUUCUUCUGCUUUUCACCAUCUGGAAUCUACUGCCUGAACUCCAAAAAGGAAAACUUCAUUUAAAAGGAGCAAGAACUAAAUGAGACCAAAUUGGGAAUGCUUAAAUCUCCGAAACUCUACAUUGAAAAGCAAAAUAAAAUUGCUAACUUUAGCUUAAACAUUUUGGAGCAUAAAGAAGCUUUAAUUUUGGAAUAUCAUCUUGACUACCGCAAUACAAGUUAACUAGACAAGUAGAUUUAUUCCGUCUCAGAACACGGCGUUUCUUUAAAAUUUAUAAUCCAAUGGAUUGGCUUCACUGACUAUGUUUUUAAAGGUUGCUCGUUGGUUCACUAAGCCUUGGAUUCACGAAUUUUCUGAAGACUAGAAAAUGAGACUAUUUUCCUGUUGAGGAACCAAGUGGAAACUUUACAACAACAAAUUUGAUGUUUCUUUUGAAGAUUCUGGAGAUAAAGGAAAUAUUUAUAAAACUACCCAAAGAUCCAAAGAACUUGCAAAUACAUUGGAGGUUUUAAAGCGGUCACAGUCUGAAUACCAAAGGAGGCUGCUGCUGGACGUGCCUUUAUAAUGGUAAGCAGUAACAACUCCCACUGCCCCUAUGAUGACUCCUUUAAGUACACUUUGUAUGGGUGCAUGUUUAGUAUGGUGUUUGUACUUGGAUUAAUAGCCAACUGUGUUGCCAUAUACAUUUUCAUCUGCACUCUCAAAGUGCGAAAUGAAACUACAACGUACAUGAUAAAUUUGGCAAUGUCAGACUUGCUUUUCGUGUUCACGUUACCCUUCAGGAUUUUUUACUUUGUAACACGGAAUUGGCCAUUUGGAGAUUUACUUUGUAAAAUUUCAGUGAUGCUGUUUUAUACCAACAUGUACGGAAGCAUUCUAUUCUUAACCUCCAUCAGUGUAGAUCGGUUUCUGGCAAUUGUCUACCCAUUUAAGUCGAAGACUCUAAGAACUAAACGAAAUGCAAAAAUCGUUUGCAUUGCUGUGUGGUUAACUGUGAUGGGAGGAAGUGCACCAGCAGUCUUUUUCAAGUCUACUCACUCUCAGGAUAAUAACAGCUCAAAAGCCUGCUUUGAAAAUUUUCCAGAAGACACAUGGAAAACAUAUCUCUCAAGGAUUGUAAUUUUUAUCGAAAUAGUGGGAUUUUUUAUUCCUCUAAUUUUAAAUGUAACUUGUUCUAGUAUGGUGCUAAGAACCUUAAAUAAACCUGUUACAUUAAGUAGAAGCAAAAUAAACAAAACUAAAGUUUUAAAAAUGAUUUUUGUACAUCUGGUCAUAUUCUGUUUCUGUUUUGUGCCUUACAAUAUCAACCUUAUUUUAUAUUCUCUUAUGAGAACACAGACAUUUGUUAAUUGCUCAGCAGUGGCAGCAGUAAGGACCAUGUACCCAAUCACUCUCUGCAUUGCUGUUUCAAACUGCUGCUUUGACCCAAUAGUUUACUACUUCACGUCAGACACAAUUCAGAAUUCAAUAAAAAUGAAAAACUGGUCUGCUAGGAGAAAUGAUUCCAGAUUCUCUGAAGUUCAAGGCACAGAGAACUUUAUUCAACAUAACCUACAAACCUUAAAAACUAAGAUAUUUGACAAUGAAUCUACAAUAUAAGCUGUCUGAAAUAAGAACCACUGGGACUUCACUGGGACAGAACCUCCAAGUUCCUUCAACUGUGAAAAGUUUUCCUGGACAACUAUUUUUCCACCUCUGAAAGAAAAUAAGCAUGUGGACAUUUUAAAGUUUUUAGUAUUAAAAAAAGUUGUAUUCAAUGUGUUAAACAUUCAAAUGUAUUCUAUUCUUGCAUACAUUCCAUUUUAUUUUUCUCAGCUGUUUUGAUUUGUACUACCUUCAUGUUCAUUAAAAAAAAAUCCCUAAAGGAGUUUUUCAAAGUCA